AUGUCUUCUUCUUCUUCGUCACAUCAUAAUCAACGUUUGGUGUUUAUCUCAUAUCCAGAAGGUUUAAUUCAAGAAUCAAAUUUCACACUUGAAACCAUUGAUUCACCACCAAAGCCAAGUAAACCUUCGGAAGUGGUGGUCCGAUUACUUCAUCUCUCUGUGGACCCCUACAUGAGAAUGAGAAUGAAUAGAAAUGUCCCUAAAGGUUACUUUGCUCCCUUCUCAUUAGGAGAACCAUUGAAUGGUGGUGUGGUGGCUCGUGUUGAACAAGUCUUUACCGAUGAACCAUCAUCCUCAUCCUCAUCAACAAACUUUCAAGUGGGAGAUUUAGUGUUAGGUGUUCUUCCAUGGAUUCUUGAACAAGUCGUUGAUACUGUGACAACUCCAUUAAGACGUCUCGAUCCCAACGCUUUUCAAGACAUUCCAAAGAGCUUCUUUUUAGGUGCAUUGGGAAUGCCAGGACUCACUGCCUAUUUUGGAUUAUUGGAAAUUUGUCAACCCAAAGCACAUGAAACAGUGGUGGUGAGUGCUGCUUCUGGAGCAGUUGGAAGCAUUGUUGGACAAAUUGCAAAACAUGUGAUUGGAUGUAAACGAGUCGUUGGAAUUAGUGGACAAACCUCCCCUGAAGUGAUUCAACAAUUAAGGGAAAAUGGUUUUGAUGAAAUUCUCAAUUACAAAGAUUACAAUAAUAAUGUGGAACAAUUGAAACAAGCCCUUGAGAAGGCAUGUCCAGAAGGAAUUGAUUGCUAUUUUGAAAAUGUUGGUGGUUUCGUUCAAGAUGUUGUCACUCUUUGUAUGAACAAAUUUGGAAGAAUUGCAUUUUGUGGUGCCAUUAGUUCUUACAAUAAUAAUUUACCAAGUGGAGAAUCUACCAACACCACAACUUCCGAACUUGAACAGAAAUAUGGUCUCGGUCUUCGUUUAACAAGUAUUCAUGUCGUUCGAGAACUGAGAACUCAAGGAUUUCUUGUCAAUUCCUAUUCCAAACAAUUUGGAGAAGCCACACAAAAGUUAGUACAGUGGUAUCGUGAAGGUCAAUUAAAAGUAUUCGAAACAAAGGAAAAGGGAAUGCAUCGAAUUCCACAUGCCAUGCAAAGAUUAUUCACUGGAGAAAAGACAGGAAAGGUUGUUGUGGAUUUGGAGUACUAG
This is a messenger RNA of Naegleria fowleri, 1149 nucleotides long. RefSeq lists its product as uncharacterized. The transcript has 2 exons. Lineage: Eukaryota; Heterolobosea; Eutetramitea; Acrasida; Naegleriidae. The record is from RefSeq and is a predicted model, not a curated record. Gene Ontology annotation, molecular function: 15-oxoprostaglandin 13-reductase [NAD(P)+] activity. Gene Ontology annotation, biological process: prostaglandin metabolic process. Bases 1 to 1149 code for a protein of 382 amino acids.